CAUACACUUGCUUCCAAGCAUAUUGUAACAUGGAAAAUUAUUCGCUGCCCGUUUCUGCAAUCACGAAUGGCAAGAGCUUAGACGAAAUUCGUAAAUCCGCAAAAUAUCAUCCUUCCAUUUGGGGAGACUUCUUUCUCAAAUAUAAUUCAGAUAACACGAAAAUUAGUGAUGUUGAACAAGAGGAACUCGCAAAACAGAAAGAAAUGGUCAGAAAAAUGCUCUUUCAAACACCGGACGAUUCAACAUGUAAAUUAGAACUCAUCGAUGCGAUUCAGCGUCUGGGAGUGGAAUAUCACUUCGAAAAAGAAAUCGGGGAAUCCUUGAAAUAUAUUCAUGACAAUUACAAGCUGCAAAUUAGCAAAGACAAUGAUGAUUUAAGCAUUGUGGCUCUUCGUUUUCGUCUGCUUAGACAACAAGGUUACAACGUCCCAUGUGACGUGUUCUGUAAAUUCACUGACGAUAACGGAGAUUAUGUGGCGUCGUUGAGAAACAACAUCGAAGGUUUGUUGAACUUAUACGAGGCGGCCCAUCUUCUGAAACACGACGAGGAAAUUCUGGACAAAGCGAUAGAGUUUUGUUCGUCACAUCUUCAAACAGAACUCCACAAGGUGACUGAUGUUUCUCUCUCGAAACGUGUUAAAGAAGCUCUGAAGAUGCCCAAUCGCAAGGCACUCACAAGAUUGAGUGCUAGAAAGUUCAUGGACGUGUAUGAAGAAGACGAAUGGCAUAAUGAAACCCUGCUGAAAUUUGUAAAAUUGGAUUUCAACAUAGUGCAAAAGAUGCACCAGAUAGAGCUGAGUGAUGCUACAAGGUGGUGGAAGAAAUUCGACGUGGAGAAUAAAAUGCCGUAUGCAAGAGAUAGAAUUGCGGAAUGCUUCCUUUGGUCUGUGGGAGUUCUUUUUGAGCCAUGCUAUGCUAGAGCAAGAAAAAUAUUGGUGAAAGCCCUAAGCAUAGCUUCCAUUGUUGAUGACACAUAUGAAUAUGCAACCCUAGAUGAACUACAGAUCCUCACAGACACUGUUGAACGAUGGGAUGUGAAUGAGACUUUGAAGGAUUUGCCACCAUGCAUCCAAAUGUGCUACAGAAGCCUUAUUGACACUUAUGUUGAUUUUGAAAAUGAACUUGAGAAGGAUGAAUCCUACCGAAUUCAAUAUGCAAUUCAAGACAUGCAAAAACUAGGGAGGGCGUAUUUUGACGAAACAAAAUGGUUGUAUAACAAUUUUUAUGUUCCAACACUAGACGAGUAUUUGAAGGUGGCUCUCAUAACUUCCGGUUACAUGAUGGCAUCAACAACUUCUUUGGUGGGCAUGAGUGACCAAGUUAGCAAAAAAGAUUUCGAUUGGAUCGUAACCGAACCUCUAAUUGUUCGAGCCGCAUCAGUAAUUUGUCGAUUAACGGAUGACUUAGUUGGAGAUCAGUUCCAGCAGAAACCCUCGUCUCAAAUUUGUUACAUGAAACAAUAUGGAGUGCCACACGAGGAAGCUCGUGCUCAAGUUAAGAAACGGGUGAGGAACGCAUGGAAGGAUAUAAAUCAAGAAUGCCUUGAGCCAAGACCCGCGUCUGUGUCGAUUCUUAUGCGUGUUGUCAAUCUUGCUCGCGUCAUAAACCUACUCUAUUCAGAUGCCGAUUGCUAUACUGAUCCCAACAAAUCCAAAGCAUGGGUAAAGAUGGUGCUCAUUGAGCCCGUGGUGUGAUAUGAAACGGUCCAUGCAUGAACCGAGCAACGGGAAGCCAUCAACAAUGAAUCACAGUUCAAUUGAGACACAAUGUUGGCGCCAAAAAGUGCUUCAUAGGUCAUGUAUGAGUCUUUGAGUCCUCUACUUUAAUUUUAUUUUGUUAUUUAAUAAAUGUUCUGGGUUUUCUUUGUCGGUUCUUUCCCAGAUCGAAUAAGUGAGUCAAACCGCAUAGGG
Molecule: messenger RNA, 1910 nt
Organism: Salvia splendens (bonfire salvia)
Lineage: Eukaryota; Viridiplantae; Streptophyta; Magnoliopsida; Lamiales; Lamiaceae
Product: bicyclogermacrene synthase
Exons: 7
Coding region: 30-1694 (554 amino acids)
Biological process (GO): diterpenoid biosynthetic process
Molecular function (GO): magnesium ion binding; terpene synthase activity
Source: RefSeq, a predicted model, not a curated record